Sardina pilchardus (European sardine) is the source of this 4698-nucleotide messenger RNA. Its product is annotated as cyclin-dependent kinase 5 activator 1-like. Gene Ontology annotation, cellular component: protein kinase 5 complex; cytoplasm; growth cone. NCBI's taxonomy places the organism in Eukaryota, Metazoa, Chordata, Actinopteri, Clupeiformes, Clupeidae. Gene Ontology annotation, molecular function: protein kinase binding; cyclin-dependent protein serine/threonine kinase activator activity. The transcript has 2 exons. Bases 645 to 1595 code for a protein of 316 amino acids. Gene Ontology annotation, biological process: brain development; axon guidance. The record is from RefSeq and is a predicted model, not a curated record.
UUGUGAUUUGUACUUCCUUAUAUCAUUAUAGUUUUCAAAUGUGACUUUUUUUGUUAUUAUUAUACGGCUUAUGUGAUGGGUUCUCCAUCCAUUUUACGGUGUAUUUGAUCGAGAGGACCAAACACGAAAAUAUACGUUGAAUCGGUUCGUCCGGAAUGAAUGAACAGACUAUCGCAUUUGUUGAGGAACUGUGUUGAAUACGUUGCAAGUAGUAUAGGCUCGUUUGUAUUUUAGUCAAACACGAUGAUCAGAAGGCUAAAUUUAUCCUGAUAAAAUGUAGGAUACUUUUCUACCGGUUGGCUUUGUACCUUAAAAUGCCGAAUAUAACGGAGAUAGUCAAUACAGCCCUUGAUAUUAUUACGUAGGUAGGAUAUGCCAGCAUUAUUAUGUUAGUGGGAGCUCCAGGACCUUGGACAGCGGAAAACAUUCUGGCCAUCCUGAUAUUACAUUAUACCUUGACGUAAAUAAGCAUAGGAAGGACGGGGGGAUUCAUCACAAGACACAUCGUGAUGGAUAUCAUGCACUGAUUCAAUUCAAUGGAAGAUACUUUCCAUACACUUUGACGAAUCCUGUGAGCUCUUCUUCCUGUCACAGUCCUGUGGCUUGUUGUUCACUCUGCUGUCACCUUCACGUCUUAACGCAAUAUGGGCACCGUGCUAUCCCUGUCCCCCGGUUAUCGCAAGGCCGCCCUGUUUGAGGAUGGCCCUGCUACAGUGGGGCCCUACACAGCUGUUCAGAACAGCAAAAAUGCCAAGGACAAGCCCCUGAAGCGGCAGUCGCUCAUCAACAUCCUGCCAUGGAAGCGAAUUGUGGUGGUCUCCGCCAAGAGGAAAGGCUCCAAGAAGCUGCCCUCGGGAGACAGUCAGGAGGAGGGCAGUGUGGGCCACCUCAACAGCCAGAACCUGAAGAAGUCUCAGUCCUGUGCCAACCUGUCCAGCUUUGCCCAGGACACCACUGUCGCUGCUGCCGCCGCCGCCGCUGCCGCCAUCCCCACCUCCAAAACCACCGCCAACAUGGUGGCCACCGCCAAAAGGACCUCGCUGACCGGCUCGGUCACGGGCCAGUCUGCCAACGCGGGCACGCCCAAGCGGGUCAUCGUCCAGGCGUCCACCAGCGAGCUCCUGCGGAGCCUGGGCGAGUUCCUGUGCCGCCGCUGCUACCGGCUGAAGCGCCUGUCGCCGGCCGACCCCGUGCUGUGGCUGCGCAGUGUUGACCGGUCCCUGCUGCUCCAGGGAUGGCAGGACCAGGGCUUCAUCACGCCGGCCAACGUCGUCUUCCUCUACAUGCUGUGCCGGGACGUGAUCUCGGCCGAGGUGGCCAGCGAGCGCGAGCUUCAGGCCUCGUUGCUCACCUGCCUCUACCUGUCCUACUCCUACAUGGGCAACGAGAUCUCCUACCCACUCAAGCCCUUCCUGGUGGAGGCCGAGAAGGAGGCCUUCUGGGACCGCUGUCUGGAGAUCAUCAACCGCAUGAGCACCAAGAUGCUCCAGCUCAACUCGGACCCGCACUACUUCACGCAGGUCUUCGCCGAUCUCAAGAACGAGAGCCAGAAGGAGAAGCAGGACAACCGGUUGCUGAUUGGCCUGGAUCGAUAAAAAACCAACAACAAAAAAAAUGGAAAUAGAAAACGAGAAAUAAGAAAAACAAAAGAGACCAAAUGGGGAAUAGGGGGGAGGGGGGAUAAUUCAAAUGGUGGAGGAGUUGAAAGGAUGCUGUAUAUGGGGCUCAAAAUCUAUAUUUUGUAUUUCUGAUUGGGUUGGGUGGUGGGCAUGCAUCUCUGGGACUAGGGAGAGGACAGUGUAGAACAUGUCACUGAAUUGCUGAAGAUGAAAGAAAGAGAACUGUCAUAGAACAAAGAUGUCUAGCAUUCAUUUCGAGACGAGGAACAUCAACAAUGCUGGUAAAAUAAUACACUCAGUCUUUCCUCCCUCCCUCCCAAAAUUAUCUAAAAUGUCCAUUGGUAAGCUGGGUGUUCAGUAUCAUGUCAUAACAAACAAAACAAGAAGUAUCUCCCCUGGAAACUAAUUGAUUUUCUCACUAAUCCAAUCAGUGCCAAGUUUGCACAUUCUUGGCUUCCUAGACCUAACCAAUCCUCUGGCUGCUUCAAAAUGGAGGACAACGUGGAGGAGUGGAUACAGCCCCAGCCCCAGCUGCAACCACCAAAAGGACUUUGAAGUCGCCGGUGGUUUAAAUAUCAGGAAAUCCCAGUCGGCUUUUGGCAUGGACCAGACGCACACCCUUUGCCAGUGCUAAAGUGAUCCUUCCACAGCCCGAUUAAGUCUUCUCUUCUCUGUGUGAUACGGAUUCCCCCCAGUCACACGUAUUUGUGCCAAUUUUCAUCCCGAAACCCAGGAUAGAGAACCGCCUCUGGGACUUGGUAUGACCUACCAGCAAUACUGUUGACAUUCUUAGUUACUAUGUCUAUUUACAGUGAAAUAAUGAAAUUUAAAAAAAAAAAUCUCUUUAUAAAUAUGGCUAAAUGUCACUGGGAAGACGACACAGUGUUUCUUAUUAUUUUGAAGGUACAUGCCACUUAGGCUUUGGCUUUCAUGUUCAGCUCAUGUACAUUAACUGGCUAGCACAAAAAAAAAAAGCAGUCGUGGAGCUGGUGAGCCAGAAGAGGUCGUAGUGAUUACAUAGUACGGUAUGUGAAGCUGAAUGGACAGAAGGAGGCACGAGUUAUUGAUAUGGUCUGAGGAGGACAGUCAGAAGGACACAACCCAACAACUCCCCCACCUUUCCUGCUUCAAAUCGUCCUGUUGUCCAAUAUCAGAAAGAUCGUAGAGUCACGCAAGCAAAAGGGAGCUGGACGCGAAAUGAUGGAAGCUGGAGCUGGACACAAAUGGUGUGCAAGCAAGGUGAAGCAAGGAUCAAAACAACAUUCUUCCAGAACCUUCUGCUUGUAGACCUACCUACCUUUUCACUUCAUAAAGAAUAAAUGAGAAAAGAUCAUCUGAUCUCCAUCAUGGAGGCACAACCCCACUGUAGGGAGUUUUAUUUAUAAUCUUGAUUUUUUUUUAUUUUUCUUCUUCUUCUUCUUCUUCUUCUUCUUCUUCUUCUUCUUCUUCUUCUUCUUCUUCUUCUUUUUUUCUCAAAUGAAUUGUCUGUGUGUGUGUGGGUGUGUGUGUGUGUGUGUGUGCGUGCCUAUACGGGUGUUCCUUGCAUGCUUCUCUCUUUGCUUACACACACACAUACGGUCACUCUCUCAUUCAUCUUGCUCUUAGACUCUCUCCUAUGUUGAGAUACCUAAUAUGGAGAUACCUUUCUUUCUCACUUGUGGUCCUGACUGUUUAUUUAAAAAAGAUGUGCCAUAUCAUACUGAACGUUUUUGUCUCAUAAGGGAUGCCAAAGGUUAAGGAUUUAUUUAUUUAUUUUAUUUUCAAUCUUUCUUUUUGCGAAGCAAAACAAUCACAAGUCAACAAAUACAAUUCCCUUACUUCAGUAAAUCCUCCAGAUCCAGAUGUGGCUUUUGACUUUUGUCCCAAUAUGUAGCCUCUGAAAUUUCACAUAUCAGGGCUUUAUAUGUCAUAUAAAUAAAGCAGUGUUAUGCCACAAUCUAGAAACAGUUUGCCACUGGGAAUGUGGAAAGUAUAGGUGACAUUAAAUGUUAAAUGCCACAAUGUUUGAUAGAGAAAUCCUUUUCCAACAUUUGUCCUGUUUCAAAUAGUACAUAAGUCAAAUGUCAAGGGAUGCUGGUGUUUUCUGUAGCUUUUACAUACGACUGAUUCAUGAUUCAAACAGCACUUUCCACUUCCUGUAUUUUUGAUUGGCAGAGAUUGCUCAAGAUGUAGAUGAAACGAAAGGAGCUGCAAUGUGCUUGUUAUAUGAAGCCCCAAUAGAUUCAAAGAAAGAUAAAAGGUCUAUGACCAUUGUAAUAGGGGCAACAGAUUAAUUUCAAUAUCUGCUUUUUUCUUUCCUGUGCUGUGCUUUCUUUUCUAAGCUAGCUAGAUCAAACAGCUUUCUCCUUCUCCUCUAUAUGCACCCCAUGCAAAAGAGGUAAACUGAUCAGGAGAACUUUGAAGGUGAUGCAGAUUUGUGAAGAUCAGGUGUUCAGUUUCAUUAAGAUGGAAUGAAUUCUUGACAUAAAAGAAGAAAUUGCAGAGUAGGAUGAGAUCCUCGACUGAGUUCUAGACAAAGUGCCGAAUGUAAUUAAUGAGCCAAGUAACAAAUAUGGAUUAUUAUUAGUAUUAUUGUUAUUAUUAUUAUUAUUAUUAUUAUUAUUAUUAUUAUUAUUGUUGUUGUUGUUGCUAAAACCCAGGGAUGACUGUUCACCCUAUCACUGGGUAAUGGGUGUUUAUUCAGAGGCUUUUGGGAAUGAAAUUCAUUUUGUAUUCUCCUCAUUCGGACACCUUAUUCAUUGUUAUGGGCCAUUUUUGAUCAUAACACUUAAUGUUUGAUGUAACAAACAGUAAGAAAAAACUGUAUAGUAGCAAAGGACUUGUGAAAUUUAGUUAUCUUCUUUUUUUCCCCUUUGUGUACUGCGUUGUAUGAUGACUAUUAUGAUUAUUUUCGUUGCACAAAGCAGAGCAAAGCAAACCAACGAACAACAACAAAAAACUUAAGAAAGCUGUGUUGUUAGACUAUACAAGAAAGCAAUCUGUGACUCUGUGUGGAUGUGUAUGAAUGUUUAAGAGUUUGUGUGAGUCUGUUCAACUCUUCUAUUUACUUUAUAUAAAAACAAAUUAAACAUUUGUGACU